Messenger RNA from Oncorhynchus masou masou (cherry salmon), 1910 nucleotides. RefSeq names its product ATP-sensitive inward rectifier potassium channel 12-like. Gene Ontology annotation, cellular component: plasma membrane. Gene Ontology annotation, molecular function: inward rectifier potassium channel activity. The transcript has a single exon. Gene Ontology annotation, biological process: potassium ion import across plasma membrane; regulation of monoatomic ion transmembrane transport. The record is from RefSeq and is a predicted model, not a curated record. Bases 1 to 1296 code for a protein of 431 amino acids. NCBI's taxonomy places the organism in Eukaryota, Metazoa, Chordata, Actinopteri, Salmoniformes, Salmonidae.
AUGAGUGUGGUCGGGGCGCACCGCUACAGCAUUGUGUCCUCGGAGGAAGAAGGCCUGCGUCUCGGUGCCAUGCCUUCCGUCACAAUGGGCAACGGCUUCGGUAACGGCAAGAUCCACACAACGCGCCGCAAGUGCCGCAGCCGCUUCGUGAACAAGAACGGCCAGUGCAAUGUGCACUUCUCGCACAUGGACGAGAAGUCGCAGCGCUACAUGUCGGACAUCUUCACCACGUGCGUGGACAUCCGCUGGCGCUGGAUGUUCCUGAUGUUCACACUGGUGUUCGUGGUGUCCUGGCUGGCAUUCGGCCUGGCCUUCUGGGUCAUCGCUUUGCUUCAUGGAGAUAUGGACAACCCGGGUGGUGGAGACGAUAACUUCACCCCCUGCGUCCUGCAGGUCAACAGCUUCGUGGCCGCCUUCCUGUUCUCCGUGGAGACACAGACCACCAUUGGUUAUGGCUUCCGCUGCGUGACGGAGGAGUGCCCCUCAGCCGUCUUCAUGGUGGUCUUCCAGUCAAUUUUCGGCUGCAUCAUCGACUCCUUCAUGAUCGGUGCCAUCUUAGCCAAGAUGGCGAGGCCUAAGAAGCGUGCAGAGACGCUGCUGUUCAGUAACAAUGCAGUGAUCGCCAUGCGGGAUGGGAAGCUGAGCCUUAUGUGGAGGGUGGGCAACCUGAGGAAGAGCCACAUGGUGGAGGCCCAUGUCCGGGCCCAGCUCAUCAAGCCCCGCAUCACAGAGGAGGGUGAGUACAUCCCCCUGGACCAGAUCGACAUCAACGUAGGGUAUGACACGGGCAUCGACCGCAUCUUCCUGGUCUCCCCGCUCACCAUUGUGCACGAGAUUGAUGAAGAGAGCCCCCUGUUCGGCAUCAGCAAGCUGGACCUGGAGUUGUCCGACUUUGAGAUAGUGGUGAUACUUGAAGGGAUGGUGGAAGCCACAGCCAUGACAGCGCAAGCUCGCAGCUCCUACCUGUCCUCUGAGAUUCUGUGGGGUCACCGCUUCGAGCCUGUCGUCUUCGAGGAGAAGAGCCAGUACAAAGUGGAUUACGCUCACUUUCACAAAACCUUUGAGGUGCCGUCCACCCCCCAGUGCAGUGCCAAGGACAUGGCGGAGAUGGAGGACGAGGACAAGGAUCCUACACCCACAGCCAACUCUUUCUGCUAUGAGAAUGAGCUGGCUUUCAUCAGCCAGGAAGAGGAUGAGGAGGGGCAGGAGGAUGGGGACAGGGUGCCAGAGCUGGAGAGACUGCAGGCCACCGUCAGCCUAGACCAGAGGUCAUAUCGUAGAGAAUCGGAGAUAUGACCUUUGACAUUUCAUAAUAGUUUUCUUGUAACUCAGUUCUAGCGGGUUGUUUUCCAUGUGAAUACAUGCAGAGCAAUGCAAGUGCCAUAUGAAACCCAUGACUCAUGUAGCAUCAUGCUACAGCCAUGAGGAAGGAGGAAGGAGGAAAUCACUCUAGAAACAGCCAUGAGUGGAGACAGCAGUGCUGCUUGCUCAUAGCAUGGAAUAACAGGAACAGUCAUCAAAAGACCCCUCUCUCUUUAAGAAAACUUUAAACCUUUUGGUCAUGAGAUGGUUUGAGGUAGGAGCUUUAUAUAAUGCAAUAUUCAUUGUCUAUUAGGAAAUAAUAUCUUAGCUAUAAAAAAUAUAUAUAUUGAUUUCUUAGUUGAGUGUGUGAAGUAUUUUCAACAGAUCAAGAGGGUAUUUUGAGGGAUUCUUAUAACUGCCCUAUAUUGUAGUUUACAGAGUCAAAGACACAGAGUGUGCUGGAAAUAGAAACACUGGAUACCUACUGCUGUUUAGUUAAACAUUUUCUAUAUGCACACCUGUAGUUUUAAAGGUGCUUUCCAUAAAUAUUGCCUGCUGCUAAUUAGCUAUUUGAAAUAAAUAUGAAAUAUUAACUUAAAAUUGGAAGA